This is a messenger RNA of Zingiber officinale, 2068 nucleotides long. RefSeq names its product probable N-acetyltransferase HLS1. Gene Ontology annotation, molecular function: acyltransferase activity, transferring groups other than amino-acyl groups. The record is from RefSeq and is a predicted model, not a curated record. The transcript has 4 exons. The coding region runs from base 519 to 1772 and encodes 417 amino acids. Lineage: Eukaryota; Viridiplantae; Streptophyta; Magnoliopsida; Zingiberales; Zingiberaceae.
CCGCCUUCCCAUUGGCUUAUUUAAGUGGGACUCAUGCCCUGAACCAACUGGCUCGUUCUUCGUCGGGCGGCGGGCCACCGCUGUCGCCGGCCGAUCGAGUCAUUCGCCUAACAAUUAACUGCGGCGACGGCAACGUGAGAUGAGUUGCCCCCCUCCGUCCUCCAUAAUGAUGGCGAGGCAGUUCAUCGCCGCCCCGCCGGCGACGUGGCGGCCGUCCUGAUGCACAAGUCCCAUCGAUCGCCCCGUAACGCGUGGCGGCGUCUUAAUUGCUCUGCGCCUCGGCACCAUCGUUUCCCCUCCCUCUCGGCUCUUGCCGUCGCCUGUCAUUAAUAGGAUUCGUAUCGUGAUAGUAAUAAUGAUUCUGUGUGCAUCUUCACAUGCUGUCGUAUUUGUCUCUUCUCUUAGGGCGAAGAAGUAAGUAGGUGGGGGCUACGCCGGAGAGGGAGAGAGUCCGCCUGCGACCGCAGCCGUAGCCGCCAUUUCCAUUCUCGCCCUCCUGACCGGAAGUGAAGGGACACAUGGAUAUCGUGACGGUGGCGUCGCCGGAGUGGGUGCCGGCGCCGGGAGUUGUUAUCAGGGAGUACGAUGCAAGCCGCGACCGGGAAGGCGCAGAAGCGGUGGAGCGGUUGUGCGACGUCGGAACUAGCUCCGGUGGCAUGUCGCUCUUUACCGAUCUCCUCGGCGAUCCUCUUUGUCGCGUCCGCCACUCUCCCCCCUUCCUCAUGCUCGUGGCGGAGCUGAUCGGUGGCCCGCAGAAGGAGAUCGUUGGGCUGGUCCGCGGGUGCAUCAAAACUGUGGCCUGCGGCGCCACCACCAAGAAUCUGAACCAUCAUCCUACCUUGACCGUCUCCAUCUCCGCCAAGGUCGCCUACCUUCUGGGCCUACGCGUCUCCCCUCACCACCGGCGGCGGGGGAUCGCACUUAAUCUGGUCCAGCGAAUGGAGGAGUGGUUUAAGGCGAAGGGAGCGGAUUACGCUUACAUGGCGACGGAGAAGGACAACGAGGCGUCGCUGCGUCUCUUCACCGGCCGGUGCGGCUACUCCAAGUUCCGCACGCCGGCCAUCCUAGUGCAUCCUGUAUUCGCCCACCGCCUCCCCCUCACGCCGCAAGUCGCCGUGCUGCGUCUCCCUCUCGCCGACGCCGAGGAGCUCUACCGCCGCCGCUUCGGCGCCACCGAGUUCUUCCCUCGCGACAUCGACGCGGUGCUUGCGAACCCGCUCUCCCUGGGGACGUUCCUCGCCGUCCCCUCGGGAUGCCCUGCCGCGGCGCGGUGGCCGGGGGCGGCGGCUUUCCUGGCGGCCCCGCCCGCGUCGUGGGCUGUGGUGAGCGUGUGGAACUCGAAGGAGGUGUUCCGGAUGGAGGUGCGGGGGGCGGGACCGUGGCGGCGGGGGCUGGCGCGUGCGAGCCGGGCGUUGGACCGCGCCCUGCCGUGGCUGCGGAUCCCGUCGGUGCCGGACUUAUUCCGCCCGUUCGGGUUGUACCUGGUGUACGGAGUCUAUGGGGAGGGACCAGCUGCCGCGGAGCAUGUGCGAGCGCUGUGCCGGCACACGCACAACAUGGCGAUGGGGGACCCCGAGUGCCGGGUGAUUGCGGCGGAGAUGGCGGAGUGCGACCCUCUCCGGCGGGGGAUUCCUUUCUGGAGCAGGCUAUCUUGCGCCGAGGACGUGUGGUGCGUCAAGCGGCUGGCAGAAGAUUACGGCGACGGGGCGCUCGGCGACUGGACGAAAGCGCCACCCCCGCCGUCCAUCUUCGUGGAUCCCAGGGAGUUUUGAAUCCGAUGGCCUCCUUUUCCAGCCAUCACGAAUCGCUCGCUGUUGCGGUUUAAUUUUUCUGUGUCGUCGUAACGGUGGCAUAUAAAUGGAGUCGGAUCUUGUUUAUCCCACUUCAUUCCGGAAAGGACAUCCGCUAUGCAAUGCAAUGGAGUUUGUAAGAACCAAUUAGUGUGUGUGCUUUACAUGCAAUUUUGUUUAAAAAAAAAAAAUGCUACAAAUCUUAAUGAAUGACUCUUUAGUCAUAUUAUAUUCUUCCACGCACUCUAGUAUAUAGCCAGUCUGUGAUUGUUGCAUGU